CGGGAAUAUAUGUUUUGCGAUUUGCAUAGCUUAUUUUGUUACAUUUGUAAAAACUUUAGGUUAGCGCCAUCUGUGUAAUUGUUUUGAUAUUUUAUAAUUGUGUUAUCAGUGUCUAUCUGUUAUAUGUAGUUCUUUUUAGUGUGUUUCCCUUAAUAAUAUAAAUGUGUGGUAAACGUCGUGUAAUUAAUUAUUCUUUUUUAGAUUAAUAAAAUCGGUUAAAACCACAUUACAAAUUAAUUACAUUUCUGAAGGUACCAUAUUAAAAGAAGAUGAGUAUAAAGAAGGAAGAGAGAAAAUUAUUUAUACAUAUUAUCAGAAGAGGGGAAGACGUUUUUGAGGUAGCUGGUUUGUCAGAAAAUAAGAUUUUGUGGUGUAUUUUGCCAAGUGAGUAUCAAAAUAUUAAAUGUCACAAAAUUUUACUGUCAAAAUCUACGAUAAGAAGUGCUAUUAAUGCAAUUAAACCGAUUAAUGGUUUUCGCAAAGUUGGCUUAAAAAUAGAUGAAGAUCUAAAGAAAGAAUAUUUUGAUGAAGAAGAUAAUUUAUGCUUUAAAAAUCUACCGUUAGAAGAAAUAAACUCUAUGUCUGAUAUCACUAUUCAGUCAAACAGUUUUGAAGAAGGAAUGAUUUUAAUGGAAAGAAUUAAAGAAUUGGAAAACAAACUUAGUUUAAGUGAGGAAGCUUCUUUACAUUUAGUUGAAAAAAAAUUUUUAUUAGAAAAGUUUGAAAAAAAACAAAAUGCUGCAGAAUGGAUAGAACAGUUUGAAAAUGAAUGCAAGCGACACAAAAUAAAUAAUAACAAAAAGAUUGAGGCACUUAGAUUUUUUUUAGAUGGGUCAUCUAAAGAUUGGUAUGAGUCAAAUUUGAAAAAGAUUGGUCCAGUAAAUUGGGAUGAAUGGAAAAGUUCAUUUCUCAUAAUUUUUGUUGAUAAAGGAUGGAUUAAUGUAAGAAAAGCCUUUAAUUACAAAUACCUGGGUGGUUCUCUAGUAGAUUAUGCUCUGACUAAAGAAAGAUUAUGUUUAGAAGCUGAGAAAAAUGCGACAGUUAUGUCAAGAAUUAACUUGAUUGUAGUUGGGUUGUCUUUAGAGAUUCAAGAUGAACUUGACCGAGAAACAAUAACAACGAUGGAAAAAUUGGUAACUGAACUAGCAAAAUUAGAAGGUUCAGUAAGAACAAAAAAAAAAGAGGUUGCAUCAAGUACAAAUUCAAGUAUAAAAACUGAAAAUUUUAAGGGUAGAACUGAAGAACAAAAGAAGAAGAUAAGUGAAACCUUUAAGAAACCUUGUUAUAUGUGUGAAAGUUUAGGGUGGCGAAACCGUUUCCAUCCUACAACUGAAUGUAGAAAUAAAAAUUUAUACACUACUAAAUUUAAGGUUAAUCUUAAUGAAGCAAUUAAUGAUUCUGAGACUGAUCAAGUAUCAGAAAUGAUUAAUAUUGAAUUAGAUAAUAAAUCUUUAAACUAA
Molecule: messenger RNA, 1460 nt
Organism: Daktulosphaira vitifoliae (grape phylloxera)
Lineage: Eukaryota; Metazoa; Arthropoda; Insecta; Hemiptera; Phylloxeridae
Exons: 2
Coding region: 270-1460 (396 amino acids)
Source: RefSeq, a predicted model, not a curated record